Molecule: messenger RNA, 1665 nt
Organism: Prunus avium (sweet cherry)
Lineage: Eukaryota; Viridiplantae; Streptophyta; Magnoliopsida; Rosales; Rosaceae
Gene: AKR2
Product: ankyrin repeat-containing protein 2
Molecular function (GO): protein binding
Source: RefSeq, a predicted model, not a curated record
UUGAGAUGGCCCACUGAGUGGUGUACAGACAUCGGUGGUGAGCAGCUGAUAGAUAGAUAUAUAGAUUACUUGAAGAUAUAUAUACAUAUAUAUAAUAUAUAAAAACUAUAAACUCGCCAAAAUUCAUUUUUCACAAUAGUCAAAAGCUCAAUAGGGUUGUGAAAUCGCCAUAGCAAGCGAAGCGAGCGAGGAUCUCUCUCUCUAUCUUCUUCAAGUCUCGGAAGUAUUCGCUUCUUUGCGUGCUCCGAAGGACCUCCUCUGCUUCACUCUUCCACUUCAAUCUACCACAUCGCAUCAGGAUCGGGUGCUCCAAUGGCUUCUGCGCAAAAGGAUUUGCCUGCGGCUGGCGAAAAGCCAGUUUCAACAGAGAACAAAACCUCCAAAUCUGAAACAGAGGUCAAAAGUCCUAAGUCUGAAACUUCAUCUGGAGAUUCACAGUCAGGACAAACAAGAGCUGCCCCUUUCCAACUUCCAGAAGCCGGAUUUGCUGCUCCCAAUCCUUUUGAUUUCUCUGCCAUGACUGGCUUGCUGAAUGAUCCAAGCAUUAAGGAACUAGCUGAACAGAUAGCAAAAGAUCCUUCAUUCAACCAGAUGGCAGACCAACUUCAGAAAACUUUUCAAGGUGCAACAAUUGACGAGGGUGUCCCUCAGUUUGAUAGCCAACAAUAUUAUUCCACCAUGCAACAGGUUAUGCAGAAUCCUCAAUUCAUGACCAUGGCUGAGCGCCUCGGUAAUGCAUUGAUGCAGGAUCCAUCUAUGAAUACCAUGCUCGAGAGUUUCGCAAAUCCAACAAACAAAGAUCAGCUUGAGGAACGUAUGUCACGUAUCAAAGAAGAUCCUUCUUUGAAGCCUAUUUUAGAAGAGAUAGAGACUGGUGGUCCAGCUGCCAUGAUGAGAUACUGGAAUGAUAAAGAGGUUUUGCAGAAGUUGGGAGAAGCAAUGGGUCUUGCAGUUACUGGAGAUGCAGCUACUUCUGCAGACAAUUCUGGACCAGAAGAAGUAGAAGAUGCUGGAAAUGAGGAUGAAUCAAUCGUUCAUCACACUGCUAGUGUUGGUGAUGUGGAGGGUUUGAAAAGUGCGCUAACCUCCGGUGCUGACAAGGAUGAGGAAGAUUCAGAGGGAAGAACAGCACUGCAUUUUGCUUGUGGAUAUGGUGAGGUGAAGUGUGCUCAAGUACUUCUUGAGGCUGGAGCAAGAGUGGAUGCUCUGGAUAAGAACAAGAACACUGCGCUUCAUUAUGCAGCCGGUUAUGGCAGGAAGGAAUGCGUGGCUCUUCUAUUAGAGAAUGGCGCCGCUGUCACUCUCCAGAACAUGGAUGGAAAGACUCCGAUCGACGUUGCGAAGCUGAACAGCCAAAACGAUGUGCUAAAGUUGCUCGAGAAGGAUGCCUUCCUGUAAUUUCAUAAAAGUCAUGGAGGCAUAUGCUGCAGUUCUGGGAUGUUAGGCGUAUGUCGGUUUGGGAUUUUGGAUCCAAUCUGUGGCUUGGAUCAGCAGCAGCGUGAGGAGAUGUAAUCAGCACCACAACUUUAUGCUUUGUCCAUCUUAUCUUUUGCCCUUUAUGGUUCCUACAUUGCUAGAAUUUGUUAGUAAACAACAUAAACGUUUUGAUGGCAGACAUGAAAUGUGUUGUGUGGCAUAUGACAAAGUAGCUUCAUUAUUAAUUUA